Messenger RNA from Populus nigra (black poplar), 2164 nucleotides. RefSeq names its product organic cation/carnitine transporter 7-like. The transcript is spliced from 6 exons. The record is from RefSeq and is a predicted model, not a curated record. Gene Ontology annotation, cellular component: membrane. Gene Ontology annotation, biological process: transmembrane transport. Lineage: Eukaryota; Viridiplantae; Streptophyta; Magnoliopsida; Malpighiales; Salicaceae. Gene Ontology annotation, molecular function: transmembrane transporter activity. Bases 311 to 1936 code for a protein of 541 amino acids.
CACACGUUUCAUUGUUUUCAGCUCACACCCCAUCGAAUCAUCUGUCUCAUGUUUUAUAAUAUCAUCUUUCUUUCUCUCCAAUGUCUCGCGUCAAAGUCAAGACAAUAAUCAAACAGCGCUCUCCUUUCCCCCCUCCCUUUCCUUACUCCACGCUCAUCAUCAUCAUCUCCUCCUCCUCCUCCUCCUCCUCCUCCUCCUUCUUACCAUACAAUUAAGAAGCUUUUUAACGUACUGCCUCCUGUAUACUUAUAUUUCUUCAUAAAUUAAUUCAUUGCAAGAGAUCAGGCUAUCUUGCACACUUCCUAAAGCUAUGCCCGUUAAUUACCAGCCAGUUGUAGAUGAUGAGACCUCCAUCCCCACCAGCAGCAGCAGCAGCAGCAGCAGCAGGAUGGGUGAUGAGGACCAGCUGGUGUACACUCUGGAUGAUGCCCUCGCUUCUGCGGGCUUUGGAAAAUUCCAGUUUCUGGUGCUUGCUUAUGCCGGUCUUGGUUGGUUUGCUGAAGCCAUGGAAAUUAUGAUCCUUUCCUUUGUGGGUCCUGCUGUCAAGUCCCAGUGGAAUCUCUCCUCCACCCAGGAGAGUUUGCUCUCUACGGUUGUUUUUGCUGGCAUGCUUGUUGGAGCUUAUUCUUGGGGCCUUUUUUCUGAUUACUGUGGAAGAAGGCAAGUCCAUCUACAUAUUUUAUUUCAUAUGCCUAUUGCCCCGUUGAUAAUGAAUCUGUCUCUCCAUUUAAAGGGUUUCCUAGGAAUAACUAUUAUAACCAGUGCAGCUGGAUUUUUGAGUACUUUCUCCCCGAAUUAUGUAUCAUUGUUGAUUCUCCGUUGUUUGGUUGGGGUUGGCCUGGGUGGUGGACCUGUAUUUUCCUCCUGGUUUCUAGAGUUUGUUCCGGCUUCACAUAGAGGCACCUGGAUGGUUGUCUUCUCAACUUUCUGGACAUUCGGAACCAUUUUUGAGGCUGCACUUGCAUGGAUGGUCUUGCCUAGAUUGAAUUGGAGGUGGUUACUUGCAUUCUCCUCUUUACCAUCUAUUGCCCAGCUUUUCUUUUAUUGGAUAGUACCAGAGUCUCCAAGGUACCUGUCCAUGAAAGGAAGAAUAACGGAGGCACAUAAUAUUCUGGAGAAGAUAGCUCAGCUGAACCAAUCAAAACUUCCUCCUGGAAUGCUUGUUUCUGAUAGUACAAUUGGACUGGAUGAAGAAUCUGCCCCGUCAAAAUAUACACCUCUACUCUCCUCAACUAGAAAACUGGUUUCAGAUUUUAAAUCAGGCUUCUCAUCAUUUGUUAUGCUUUUCUCAUCAAAGUUAAUUCGAACAACACUUCUUUUGUGGUUGUUAUUCUUUGGAAAUGCAUUCUCAUAUUAUGGUAUCAUAUUGCUGACUUCAGAGCUAAGUAGUGAGGAAGGAAAAUGUGCCUCAACUGUCUUGCUGUCAGAAAAUCUCCAGGAUGACAGCCUCUACAUAAAUGUAUUUAUUACUAGUUUGGCAGAGCUUCCUGGGAUUCUUUUAUCAGCCAUUAUUGUGGAUAGAUUUGGCCGCAAGCUUUCAAUGGCAUUCAUGUUUGUCUUAGCUUGUAUUUUCCUCCUACCCCUGGUUUUCCAUCAGCAUGCGACUUUGACAACAGCAUUGUUAUUUGGAGCUCGCAUGUGUGCCAUAGGAACCUUCACAGUUGCUGCAAUAUAUGCCCCAGAGGUGUAUCCAACGGCUAUUAGGGCAACUGGGGCAGGAGUUGCAAGUGCUGUAGGGAGGAUUGGUGGCAUGGUAUGCCCUCUUGUGGCAGUUGGACUAGUGGCGGGUUGCCAUCUUAAGGAAGCUAUCAUUUUGUUCGAGGUUGUGAUUGUUAUUUCAGUAGUCUGUGUCCUGCUCUUCCCAUUUGAGACCAGUGGGCGGGAAUUGAGUGACAGUUUAGCUGCAUCUGAUCCAAAACAAGUAGUUGUUGGGUAGCAAAUUUAUACCCAUUCAAGCAUAGUGAAAACUAGAUGUAUUUUCCUGUAUUUGCUAUUUGAUUGUUUAGAACAGGAAGUCCAUGUAUCAGAUCACGGUUCUGCCAAAUUGGCUGUGUCUAGGAAGGGAGAACAAAUGCUAAUCCUUUAACAUAGAUAAAUAUGUAUGCCUAUUCCCUCGUUUGAUUUAAGUAUGUAUAGCAGAGUACGAGGCGACAUGUAUCAUUUA